GACGUCAUCCGCGGGCGCCGCGACGAAGUGGCGGGCACGCGCAGCCAAGAAGAUGUCUCCGACGCCGCCGCUCUUCAGUUUGCCCGAAGCGCGGACGCGGUUUACGAAAUCUACGAGAGAGGCCCUGAACAGCAAAAAUAUCAAGCCCUUGUUGAAUACCUUUAGCCAGUUACCUGGAAGUGAAAAUGAAAAAAAAUGUACCCUUGACCAGGCUUUUAGAGGUGUUCUAGAAGAAGAAAUUAUAAAUCAUUCAUCAUGUGAAAACGUUUUAGCUAUUAUUUCUCUUGCUAUUGGGGGAGUAACUGAAGGUAUUUGUACGGCAUCUACACCUUUUGUAUUGUUGGGAGAUGUUUUGGACUGUCUUCCUUUGGAUCAGUGUGACACAAUAUUCACUUUUGUGGAAAGAAAUGUUGCUACCUGGAAAUCAAAUACAUUCUAUUCUGCUGGGAAAAAUUAUUUACUGCGUAUGUGCAAUGAUCUCCUACGAAGAUUAUCAAAAUCCCAGAAUACAGUCUUCUGUGGACGAAUUCAACUCUUUUUGGCCAGGCUUUUCCCUUUAUCUGAGAAAUCAGGUCUUAACUUGCAGAGUCAAUUUAAUCUGGAAAAUGUCACUGUUUUCAAUACCAAUGAGCAGGAAAGCACCUUGGGUCAGAAGCACACAGAGGACAGAGAAGAAGGAAUGGAUGUAGAAGAAGGUGAAAUGGGAGAUGAUGAAGCUCCAACAACUUGCUCCAUUCCAAUUGAUUACAACCUGUACCGAAAAUUUUGGUCACUUCAGGAUUACUUUAGGAACCCUGUGCAAUGCUAUGAGAAAAUCUCAUGGAAAACUUUUCUCAAGUAUUCUGAAGAAGUCCUAGCUGUUUUUAAGAGUUAUAAAUUAGAUGAUACUCAGGCCUCAAGGAAAAAGAUGGAAGAAUUGAAAACAGGAGGAGAGCAUGUAUAUUUUGCAAAAUUUUUAACAAGUGAAAAGUUGAUGGAUUUACAGCUGAGUGACAGUAACUUCCGUCGACACAUCCUGUUGCAGUAUCUCAUUUUAUUUCAGUAUCUCAAGGGGCAGGUCAAAUUCAAAAGUUCAAACUAUGUUUUAACUGAUGAGCAAUCACUCUGGAUUGAAGAUACUACAAAAUCAGUUUAUCAACUACUAUCUGAAAACCCCCCUGAUGGAGAAAGAUUUUCAAAGAUGGUAGAGCAUAUAUUAAACACUGAAGAAAACUGGAACUCAUGGAAAAAUGAAGGCUGCCCAAGUUUUGUGAAAGAAAGAACGUCAGACAGCAAGCCCACAAGAGCAGUACGGAAAAGAGCAGCGCCGGAGGACUUCCUGGGGAAAGGGCCCAGCAAAAAAAUUCUGAUGGGCAAUGAUGAGUUAACAAGGCUUUGGAAUCUCUGUCCUGACAACAUGGAAGCCUGUAAAUCAGAGACAAGGGAAUACAUGCCAACUUUGGAGGAAUUCUUCGAAGAAGCCAUUGAACAGGCAGACCCUGAAAACAUGGUCGAAAGUGAAUACAAGGCUGUGAACAACUCAAAUUAUGGUUGGAGAGCCCUAAGACUGUUAGCACGGAGAAGCCCUCACUUCUUCCAGCCAACCAACCAGCAGUUUAAAAGUUUGCCAGAAUAUCUCGAAAACAUGGUAAUAAAGCUAGCCAAGGAAUUACCACCUCCUUCUGAAGAAAUAAAAACAGGUGAGGAUGAAGAUGAGGAAGAUAAUGAUGCUUUACUGAAGGAAAAUGAAAGUCCUGAUGUUCGGCGAGACAAACCUGUAACAGGGGACCAAAUAGAGGUAUUUGCUAACAAACUGGGUGAACAGUGGAAGGUCCUGGCUCCUUACUUGGAAAUGAAAGACUCAGAAAUUAGACAGAUCGAGUGCGACAGCGAAGACAUGAAGAUGAGAGCCAAACAGCUGCUCGUGGCCUGGCAGGACCAAGAGGGAGUGCACGCAACGCCCGAGAACCUGAUCAACGCGCUCAACAAGUCUGGGCUAAGUGACCUUGCAGAAAGUCUAACUAAUGACAAUGAGACAAACAGUUAGCUUCGUCCUUUUAUUAUUAUUAUUAAAACUGUGAUAAGGUUUUGUUACCAAGCAGCAUUUGAUAAGAGGUCCACUGGUUUUGGUAAACAAUAAACAUUUUUAUAACAGUUGUACAGUUGGCUGGUGCUCCACGAACAACAGAAUGUUUGUUGGCUCUUGAUGACUGACCUCAGGGUUUAGGGGGAGAAGUUGGGGAAACGGCCAGAAUAUUUUUGUUAAUUAUAUAUGUGUAAGUCAGUUAGCAAUGUUCAGGGGCAUGGUGUUCCCUGCAUGCCAUGAAGUUACAGAAUUUAACUUGCUGAGACUCCCACACUACUACUUUCUGAAUCUGCAUGACUGCUCUAGUCUCAUAUAUGCUUUAAAGCAGAGGAUCAGCAAACAGUGGUCCAUUUGCCACCUCUUUCUAUAAAGUGUUUACGGCACAGCCACUGAUCCUUACUUAAGUCCUUCCUACCUAUGGGCUCCUUUCAUGCUACAAAGGUACCUACAAAGCUUAAAACGUAUGAAAAUAUCUGGCCCACUACAGAAAAAUGUGCCAACCCCCAAGCUCAAAAGAAAUGGGGUGAAGUACAAAACCUAAUUCUUUUAGCCUUACAGGACUUAGGUCUCAAGUCACUUAAAACAGGGCUACAUACCUCAGGGAUUGCUGUGAAGUUCCAACGAGAUGUGUGUGAAAGCGCCUUGCACACAGCUCAGCACUGUGGAGUGACGGCUGGCCCGGACCGUCUACUUCUCCCAUUCCCACAUAAGCUUACCCUUCAGGGCUCUAAGGUCGUCACUGUUUUAAAUGCUGAGGACAGUCUGAGCGCCUGUCACACUGUAAAUGAUCCUGGUGGGGCUUUCCCUUGCUGGCCAGUCCAGCAGUGCUCCAGCACAGCUCUGGUAUCAAAAGGGCUUCGGGGCGGGGGCUGGGGGGUGCACAGCCUGUAAGGCACGCUCAGGAAUCGCGACAUUUUUUUUUUCCUUAUUCUCCUUUUCAAAGAUCUUAUACACGAGGCUGAAUUCUAAAAUAGUCUUUAACAGUUUAAAAGACACCAGUAGAAGUCCAAUUUCUUACACUUCAAGAAAUCUUUGGAAUAAUGCUUUUUUGGAUCAAAUAAAAUGAAGUCAAGUUUUUCAUAAUGACAGUUAAGAGAUUACAAUUUAAAAUGCUAAUCCCACGAAGGCUCCUAUAACUUUGUUCUAAUCCAACCUGACCUAGUAGCUACAGCAUCCUCCAAAUCAUAAAAUCUGAAUCCUAAUUGCUAAAUUUUUGUCCUCAGAGUUGUUCAGAACAAAAUAAGACAGUGAAUAAAAAAGUUCUCAAUUCACAAGCAUCAUACCAAUAGAUAAAAGAACCACUACAGUUCUCGAGCUCGUCCUCCCUUUCCUGUUCUGCACUCUCUCCAAGGCAAGAGGAGGACUGACUGCCAGUAUUAAAGCUUAGCUGAAGAAGCUAUUUACAGGUAAGUUUCCCUGAAAUGCUUAUUUUACCCUCUAAGUAGUCUUAGAUUACAUUGUUCAAACUUGAGAGGAAAAUGGCCACUUUUUUGUCACUGCUGUGCUCUGUAGAGCCUUUUAAAACAGCAUAAGCAAAGAUAGAGAUUUCAUGAUAAUCCCUACAACUUUACUAUAAAUAUCUAAUGCAGAAAAUAAGACAGU
Messenger RNA from Capra hircus (goat), 3667 nucleotides. It is a transcript of the gene THOC1, whose product is annotated as THO complex 1. The transcript is spliced from 21 exons. NCBI's taxonomy places the organism in Eukaryota, Metazoa, Chordata, Mammalia, Artiodactyla, Bovidae. Bases 53 to 2026 code for a protein of 657 amino acids. Gene Ontology annotation, molecular function: protein binding. Gene Ontology annotation, cellular component: THO complex part of transcription export complex. The record is from RefSeq and is a predicted model, not a curated record. Gene Ontology annotation, biological process: regulation of DNA-templated transcription elongation; signal transduction; mRNA export from nucleus.